AGUAAGCAACUCAAGGCAGAAGGAGCUGCUGAGAAAAGGACAAAGUUCAGGUUAGGAGUGUAAGGCCGGUCCUAUCUGAGCUUUUUACAACAGUUCCUUCUGUGAACUACCAGCGGCACACGGGAGAGAGGCCCAGCAGCCAUGGCGGUGGAAGGAGGAAUGAAGUGUGUCAAGUUUUUGCUCUACGUUCUCCUGCUGGCCUUCUGCGCCUGUGCAGUGGGACUGAUUGCCAUUGGUGUAGCGGUUCAGGUUGUCUUGAAGCAGGCCAUUACCCAUGAGACUACUGCUGGCUCGCUCUUGCCUGUGGUCAUCAUUGCAGUGGGCGCCUUCCUCUUCCUGGUGGCCUUUGUGGGCUGCUGUGGGGCCUGCAAGGAGAACUACUGUCUCAUGAUUACAUUUGCCAUCUUCCUGUCUCUUAUCAUGCUUGUGGAGGUAGCUGUGGCCAUUGCUGGCUAUGUGUUUAGAGACCAGGUGAAGUCAGAGUUUAAUAAGAGCUUCCAGCAGCAGAUGCAGAAUUACCUUAAAGACAACAAAACAGCCACUAUUUUGGACAAAUUGCAGAAAGAAAAUAAGUGCUGUGGAGCGUCUAACUACACAGACUGGGAGAACAUCCCCGGUAUGGCCAAGGACAGAGUCCCCGAUUCUUGCUGCAUCAACAUCACUGUGGGCUGUGGGAAUGAUUUCAAGGCAUCCACCAUCCAUACCCAGGGCUGCGUGGAGACUAUCGCGAUAUGGCUGAGGAAGAACAUCCUGCUGGUGGCUGCAGCGGCCCUGGGCAUUGCUUUUGUGGAGGUCUUGGGAAUUAUCUUCUCCUGCUGUCUGGUGAAGAGUAUUCGAAGUGGCUAUGAAGUAAUGUAGGGGGAGGGGGGCGUCUGGUCUCUUCUGUCUUUUCAUGGAGUGGUUUCUCCAGGUUUUUCAAUUAAACGGAUUAUUUUUUCAGACCUAAAAA
Molecule: messenger RNA, 949 nt
Organism: Mus pahari (shrew mouse)
Lineage: Eukaryota; Metazoa; Chordata; Mammalia; Rodentia; Muridae
Gene: Cd63
Product: CD63 molecule
Exons: 8
Coding region: 142-858 (238 amino acids)
Cellular component (GO): membrane
Source: RefSeq, a predicted model, not a curated record